AUGUCUUCAGACAAAUCUAUUGAAAAGAACACAGAUUCGACUGCCUCUGAAGUUCACGGAGGUGAUAAUUAUUCGAACAACUUGAUUUCAAAAGGGGAAGAGAUAAAAUCUAUGCCAUCAGGCCAAUGUGAAGAAACAGCUAUGGCUCCAACUGAGCCCUUCCAUUCCGACGAACAAUCGAAUGACAACCAACUGGAUUUAAAUCAUGAGGAAAACGAAGCACCCGCUAAUAUAUCAAAAGAAGAGCCCAUUGAGCCCUCUCUAAAUACUGAAGACACACAAAUCACUGAACGAAAUGUUGAGGAACAAAAGCAAGAAACAAAAGAACCCGAUCCCGAAAUUGAUUUAAAUGAACCAUUGAAUUUUGAAAAAGAUGUGACGAAUAAAGUGGAAGCCUCAAAUGGGCAGGAUAUUGAAAAGAAAUAUGAGGCGGUUGAAGACAGUGAGAAGAUUUACCCUGAUACUAAAGACGAUACUAAUAGUUCUCUAGGAAACAAAGAACUGGCAGAAAACAUUUCUGGAGAUGACAAGUUAUCCUCAAAUAAAUACCCCGGUAACGAAACUGGUGCUAUGGCAACUACAAAUGGGAAUGGUGUUGCUAUAAAUAGUGAAACAUCCCCAGAAAGGUCACCACAGAAUGAUAAGCAAUUUCGCGAUAGUGAUGGGACAGCUACAGAAGUUGACUUGAAUGAAAGCAUAGAGCAACAAGCUGCCAUAGAAUAUGGACCCAUAAGAGCCGAGAACCUUUCGCCAGAAAAUGUUAGGAAAGUACCACCAAUACCUACACAAAUUACCGACGAAAUGGAUGACAACUCAAGUGAGAAGGAGGUUCCCAUAAUUUGCACUUCAACUUCACCACCGUUACCACCUAGACAAAAUGCUGCGAUAUCUACGUCACCAAGAUUGCCCCCAAGGGGCGAACAAAGGGAACAACCACCGAAGACGAAGAACGCAGUUCCACCGCCACUGGAGGAAGAAAUGAAGUCAGAGAACUUUCGUAAAAACUUCGAAGAAACCAAAAGAAGUAGUCAUCAUCAUGUUCCUUUCACUGGAUCCAAAAGUGCGCAAUUAGAGUCCACUGCAGAAAUUAAUUUGAUCGCUAGUCGUUACCGUAAGACCAGUCACCAUUUGAAUAAAGAGGGAGAAGAAACCAGAGAGUCAUUGCAGGAAGGUCAAAGCUUUUUAAAAUCGACAUAUACGUCAUUUCUGGAGAACUUGACCGAGUAUAACGAAGUAGAAGACGUUAAUGAAGAAGAUAGGGAAAUGUUCAAGAUUGAUUGGUCUUUCUGGACUCAAGUAGUUAAUGACUUUGCUACGGUGGCAAGUAACGAACCAGAAAAUUUGGAAGCGCAUGUUACCAAUGGGAUACCACCACAAAUCCGAGGUAUCAUAUGGCAGCUGAUGGCGAAUUCCAAAUCAAGAGAAAUGGAAGAUAUAUACGAAACCCUAUUGGAUACCGAAUGCCUUCAUGAGGCAACUAUACGUAGAGAUUUAAGGAGAACGAAAUUUGUUGCUGAGGACAAAAUGGAGUCACUAUUCAAGAUUAUAAAGGUGUAUUCUGUUUAUGAUCCAGAUGUUGGGUAUACGCAAGGGAUGGGUUUCAUUGCAGCGCCGCUGUUAAUAAAUUGUGAAAACGAGGCCGAGUCUUUUGGAUUAAUGGUAGGAUUGAUGAAGAAUUACGGGUUGAGAGAGCUUUUCUUACCGGGAAUGCCCGGGCUGAUGUUAAUGCUUUAUCAAUUUGAUAGAUUAUUAGAGGAGCAUUCACCUUCUUUGUACAAUCGCUUGAUCCGUGAGGGAAUCAGUUCCACAAUGUACGCCACACAAUGGUUUUUAACGUUUUUCGCAUACAAGUUUCCGUUGGAGUUUGUAUUAAGAAUUUUUGACAUUGUAUUUGUAGAAGGUAUUGAAGUACUCUUGAAGUUUGCGGUAAAUUUAAUGUUAAAGAAUGAAGAAACUUUAGUAAAAUUAAGAUUCGACCAAUUAUUGGAUUUUUUAAAGGACGAACUCUUCAAUUAUUAUUUAAUGGGAAACCACGAUGAUGUUUCUGUGGUGCAAAUGGAAUUAUCAGGGAGGGACACAUUUAAAGGCGGUGAGGAUAGCACUUUGUCUUACAAUGUUGAUCUUUUCGUUCAUGAUGCGAUGACAGGAGUAUAUAUUACACCAUUAACAUUAAGAAGAUACAAGGGAGAAUACAUAGAAAUCCAUGAAAAAGAGCAAAAAAAAGAGGACCACUACGAAUCACUAAGGAUUCAAAACCAUCAACUACAAAGAGAGGCGCAGAAGUUAGAACACGACUAUUCGAUUUUGAACAAGGAGAAUAUCGGUGCCGCUAACGAGCUGAUUCAGAAUAGAUUGAAUAUGGAGAUGCUGUUGGAUGAGAAAAACGACUUGAUAAAUACAAUCAACGAUAUCAAAAACCAAAUUGAGGAAGAGAUUCGCAAACAAAAUUUACCCAACCCGGACGCGUCAUUACCAAAGGCAGAUCUGAGAGAAGAUUUGGAAAGGACUAUAUCCAGGAACAAUGAGGUAAUGAGGGAGAAUGGCCAAUUAGAGGAAAGGAUUACAGAACUGCAAGCGGAAAUUGAUGAGCUGAUUAGCAUCAAUAAGGAGCAGGUGUCCACUGCAUCGUUACUGGAACGGGAUUCGAAGGCUAAAGGGAGGAAAGGCUGGACCGGUUUCAAAAAAGUUUUUAAAUAG
Molecule: messenger RNA, 2697 nt
Organism: Saccharomyces paradoxus
Lineage: Eukaryota; Fungi; Ascomycota; Saccharomycetes; Saccharomycetales; Saccharomycetaceae
Gene: GYP5
Product: GTPase-activating protein GYP5
Exons: 1
Coding region: 1-2697 (898 amino acids)
Source: RefSeq, a predicted model, not a curated record